UUAGGGUCAGGGUUCGUAAAAAUUUUCCGCCAUAAGACCGAGGAUAAGCUCCAGAAUGGAUCCUGAUCUCUUCUAGGGCUCCGGCUCAUCGCCGAAAAAUGGAGCGGCGCGCCAAGAAGAUGCUCCCGGCCGUAUCCCCGCCGCCGGCUGUGGACUCCGCCGACUACUCCUUCGCCAUCGAGUACCAUGGCCCCCCGGUUCCAUAUGAGAUCCCCGAGGCGAUACCCAUCGAGAUCGAGCGGAUACCCGUCGCCGCCGUGGCCGCCCCGUCGGCGCUCCCCGACCCCCUCUCCCUCCCCGUUGUCCAGCCCCUCCCGUCCCCUGGCCCGCUGAAGAAGCCCUCCAAGAGCGGGCGGCUCGCCGCCGACCCGGCCGGCGCGUCACCUACCUCCGUCAUCGAGAACCACGCGGCGAUGGACCGUCUCGACUCCGUCGAGGUCUCCGGCGAGGUCGGCAGCUCCGGCGUGCUGGAGUCGGCUGGGUUUCCUGACCGCUCCGCGGAGCUCUCGGAGGGUAUUGGCAGCUCCGGCGCGGUGGGGUUCUCCAGCGAGCUCAAGGAGGGGGAGGGGUUCGAGGGUUUUUCGGAGGGUAUUCAUAGCUCCGGUGUUUUGGGGUUCUCCGGCGAGGUCAAGGAGGGCGAGGGUUUCGAGGGUUCUUCUGAGGGCACCGGCAGCUCCGGCGUGGUGGGAUUCUCCAGCGAGUUCAAGGAGGGCGAGGGGUUGGAGGGUUCACCGAAUGACAUGGUUCAUGGCAGGAUUUCGACGGAGUCGGCUCUCAGCUCGGAGUUUGACUUCCGGUCAUCAGCCUCGGGGGAUGAUGAGGCCUUUGAUACCCAGGCAAAGAAAGCUGUGCUCGUGACCUUCCAAGAUUCCGCCCAGUCUAGUGGCUCGGCUUCCCCGGCGAUUGGAUUAACUCCUCGAGGGAGGAUGGAGGAAUCCGGAAUGAGGGUACCGAAGGGAGCUUGCUACCGAUGCUUGAAAGGAAACCGGUUUACGGAGAAGGAAGCAUGCUUGGCUUGCGACGCAAAGUACUGUAAUGGAUGUGUGCUGAGAGCGAUGGGCUCCAUGCCGGAAGGGAGAAAGUGUGUUUCUUGCAUUGGGUCUUCGAUAAUGGAGACUAAGAGGGAGAAAUUGGGCAAAUCCUCCCGAAUGCUUAAAAGAUUGCUGAGUUCGUCGGAAGUCCAGCUGGUGAUGAAGGCUGAGAAAGACUGCGAGGCGAACCAACUAAGACCAGAAGAUAUCUGCGUGAAUGGGAAGAAGCUUACCCAAGAAGAGAUGGUUUUAUUGCAGAGUUGUCCGUGCCCGCCCUCUAAGCUGAAGCCAGGAUACUAUUGGUAUGAUAAAGUUUCAGGUUUUUGGGGACAGCAAGGACACAAACCUGACAAGAUCAUCAGUCCACAUCUGAAUGUCGGGGGCAGCAUUAUGCGAAAUGCAAGCAAUGGGAACACUGGGAUCUUGAUAAAUGGACGAGAGAUUACAAAAGUUGAGCUACAGAUGCUUAAGUGGGCAGGAGUUCAGUGUGCCGGGAAUCCUCACUUUUGGGUAAAUGCUGAUGGGACGUACCAGGAGGAGGGGCAGAAGAAUAUAAAAGGGCAGAUUUGGGGCAAGCCUACAAUGAAGCUGCUUUGUUCUGUUUUAUCAUUGCCGAUUCCCAGUAAGCCUGCAAAUCCUUCUGGUGAAGAACUGGAUAACAUGGUCAAUAGAGCUGUUCCUGACUAUCUUGAGCAAAAAACACUCCAAAGAAUUCUUUUGGUUGGGUAUCAUGGAUCAGGGACAAGUACCAUAUUUAAACAGGCCAAGUUCUUGUACAGAAGUAUCCCUUUCUCUGAGGAUGAACUUCAAGAUAUUAAGCUUAUGGUACAGAGCAACAUAUAUAACUAUCUUGGUAUACUACUUGAGGGGCGUGAACGGUUUGAGGAAGAGAGUUUGGCUGAGAAAAGGAAAAACCAGCAACUACGUUCUUCAGGCACAACAGGAAACAAGGAAUUAGACGAACAUGAUGAUACAACUGAGUACUCCAUUGGUCCAAGGCUGAAAGCAUUUUCUGAUUGGCUUCUCAAGGUUAUGGCUUCUGGUAACCUAGAAGCUAUUUUCCCAGCUGCCACUCGUGAAUAUGCCCCAUUAGUUGAGGAACUGUGGAAUGAUGCUGCUAUUCAAGCGACAUAUAGGCGUAGAAGGGAACUACCACUGCUUCCUAGUGUUGCCAGUUAUUUCUUAGAGCGGGUUGUUGAUAUAUCUAGAGUGGAAUAUGAGCCCACUGACAAGGAUAUCCUCUAUGCUGAUGGAAUAACUUCAUCUAAUGGACUAGCAUGCACAGAUUUCUUUUCUUCACAAUUGGCUGCUGAUGGAAGCGGCAAUGAUGAUGCUGAUCAGCAGGACACAUUACUGAUAAGGUAUCAACUCAUCAGACUGCAUGCAAAAGGCCUUGGAGAGAACUGCAAGUGGCUGGAUAUGUUUGAUGAUGUCAGGCUUGUUAUCUUUUGUGUUGCCCUGAGUGACUAUGAUGAAUACUAUGAAGAUGCAAAUGGAGUGGCUAUAAACAAGAUGUUGGAGAGCAAGAGAUUCUUUGAGAGCGUCGUUGGUCAUCCAAGCUUCUAUCAGAUGGAUUUUCUUUUGAUACUCAACAAAUUUGAUCUGCUGGAGCAGAAGAUAGACAUGACCCCGCUUACCGUAUGCGAAUGGUUUGACGACUUCGAUCCAGUUGUAAGUCGUCAUCAUUACAGCAACAGCCGCAGCAUCAACAAUUGUGCCACCAUGGCGCAGCAUGCCUUUCACUACAUUGCUGUGAAAUUUAAGAAGCUAUUUUGUUCUCUUACUGGGCGAAAACUAUAUGUUACACUAGCAAACGGGUUGGACUCGGAUUCAGUAGAUGUAGCACUCCGAUAUGCAAGAGAGAUCAUUAAGUGGGAGGAUGAGAGGCUGGUGUUCAGCUCCAGUGAAUCAUUUUACAGCACCGAGCCGAGCUCGUAUUCUCCCUAAUGGUUGGAGUGGAAAACUGUGUAAGUAGAUCAGCUUUUUCAUUUUUUUCCCCAGUAUUCCCUACACUGUACGUCUUUCAUGUGUGUAUACAUUAUUUGUAAUAGUGUAAUUAUUUAGAAAAGCUUCCACCUGCCCCUUGUGACCAUACGGGGAGAGCAUGGAGCGUCUUGACGGUUGUAAUAUGAGUACUUAAGUUGCCCAUCUCAGCAGAGUCCACACUAUGAGCAGCUUAAUGGACAUGGAUGGGUUAGAUGGCUCAUGCGAUUA
Phoenix dactylifera (date palm) is the source of this 3245-nucleotide messenger RNA. RefSeq names its product extra-large guanine nucleotide-binding protein 1-like. Gene Ontology annotation, molecular function: G-protein beta/gamma-subunit complex binding; guanyl nucleotide binding; GTPase activity. The record is from RefSeq and is a predicted model, not a curated record. Gene Ontology annotation, biological process: G protein-coupled receptor signaling pathway. Lineage: Eukaryota; Viridiplantae; Streptophyta; Magnoliopsida; Arecales; Arecaceae.